Messenger RNA from Gallus gallus (chicken), 11641 nucleotides. RefSeq names its product one cut homeobox 2 (gene ONECUT2). Gene Ontology annotation, molecular function: DNA-binding transcription factor activity, RNA polymerase II-specific; RNA polymerase II cis-regulatory region sequence-specific DNA binding. Gene Ontology annotation, cellular component: nucleus. Lineage: Eukaryota; Metazoa; Chordata; Aves; Galliformes; Phasianidae. The transcript is spliced from 2 exons. Bases 117 to 1478 code for a protein of 453 amino acids. Gene Ontology annotation, biological process: regulation of transcription by RNA polymerase II. The record is from RefSeq and is a predicted model, not a curated record.
AUGGCGCGGGGCCGGCGCGGGCCCGGCUGAGCGGCCGCUGCCCGGGGCCCGGCGGCCGCGGCUCGCAGCGCGGGGCCGGCGGAGGCGGCGCGCCGCCCGGAUGAGCAGCGGCCCGAAUGAGGAGCGGCCGCGGCGCCUACCGAUGCCUCGCCGCCGAGCCCGCUGCCUGCGCCAUGAACCCCGAGCUGGCUCUGGAGCCGCUGGGCAGCCUGCAUGAGCCCGAGCUGCUGGGCAGCCCCGGCCCGCACCACGGCGGCCGAGGCGGGGGAUCGCUGCGGGUGCCGCCGCCCCAGGAGCUGCCCGGCGGCGGCGGCGGCGGCGGAGGCGGCGGGGGGGGGCGGGCGGCCAUGGUGCCGGGCAUGGCCCCGCUGCUGGACGGCGCCGAGUUCCGGCCCGAGCUGUCGGUGCCGCUGCACCACGCUAUGAGCGUGCCCUGCGAGCCCUCGCCGCCCGGCAUGGGCAUGAGCGGCACCUACACCACGCUGACGCCGCUGCAGCCGCUGCCGCCCAUCUCCGCCGUGUCCGACAAGUUCCACCACCCGCACCCCCACCCGCACCACCACCACCACCACCACCACCAGCGCCUGGCGGGCAACGUCGGCGGCGGCUUCGCGCUGAUGCGGGACGAGCGCGGGCUGCCCGCCGUCAACAACCUCUACGGGCCGUACAAGGAGGUGCCGGCCGUGGGGCAGAGCCUGUCCCCGCUGGGCGCGGGGCUGGCCCCCCUGCACGGCGCUCAGCAGGGCCUGCACGGCUACGGGCCGCCCCCGCCCCCGGGCCACGACAAGAUGCUGGGGGCCGGCUUCGAGGCCGUGCCGCACCUGCCGCGGGGGCUGCCGGCGGCCCCGGCCCCGCUGCCGCACCUCAACGGGCAGCACCCCCCUGCCCCGCCGCCCCACGCGCUGCCCGCCGCCCGCGACCGCCCGCCCGCCGCCGCCCCCGCGCAGCAGCUGGAGGAGAUCAACACGAAGGAGGUGGCCCAGAGGAUCACGGCGGAGCUGAAGCGCUACAGCAUCCCCCAGGCCAUCUUCGCCCAGCGGGUGCUGUGCCGCUCUCAGGGCACCCUCUCGGACUUGCUACGGAACCCUAAGCCUUGGAGUAAACUGAAAUCCGGCAGGGAGACCUUCCGGAGGAUGUGGAAGUGGCUGCAGGAGCCGGAGUUCCAGAGGAUGUCAGCCUUAAGGCUCGCAGCAUGCAAACGUAAAGAGCAGGAACCGAACAAGGAAAGGAACAACUCCCAGAAGAAAUCCCGGCUGGUUUUCACUGACCUCCAGCGCCGAACACUUUUCGCCAUCUUCAAGGAGAACAAGCGCCCGUCCAAAGAAAUGCAGAUCACCAUCUCCCAGCAGCUGGGCCUGGAGCUCACCACCGUCAGCAACUUCUUCAUGAAUGCCCGUCGGCGCAGCCUGGAGAAGUGGCAGGAUGACCUGAGCACUGGGGGCUCCUCCUCAGCCUCCAGCACCUGUACCAAAGCAUGACCGCGUGAGCCGCCAAGCGGCGCGGGCGCGGUGGGGCCCUUCACUGGUGACUUGAAAGCACAAUCCUCCUGGAUCGUCCUGGCCUGGCUGCAAGGAGAGGACACUGUACGGCUUUUAGUCAGUUGAGAAGGCGCAAGUGAAGAAGUAACCUCUUUUUCUGUAACACUACGCUCAGGACAGGCGAAGCAGGUCUGAAGGAAGAGCCGUUGGUGAGGCGAGUUCCGCGCCGGAACGGAGCACAAGGCUGACACCAAGACGCCAAGGAGGCCGAGAACCUGUUUUUGAAUCUCAGGCAUGGUUUUGUUGAGUGUUCUAGGGGAACAAAAAUCAAAUCUAUGUUUUUCUUCCUUUCUUCUUCUUCUUUUUUUUUUUUUUUUUAAUUUUUUUUUUUAUUUCUUUUGUUCAAUCAGCGAGUAUAGCUUGAUCUUGGACCAGAAAAAAUCAGUUCACUUGAGCUCAAAGUGUCAAGCACAAAGACAAUAGCUAUAGAAAUAGGUGUGAUUCUGGACUCAAUACAGCCAUUAUUUUGAGAGGCAUUCUAAUUUACAAAGUUGAUAGUGAAAAUGUACAUGACUACACAAGUCUCAAGCACAGUUUGCAAUUUGUCACAAAUUCUGUGUUUGUACAUGAUGCAGAUGCACACUCAGGAGGUCAAUUUAACUGCUACAGUACUUGCAAACACAAAAUUUUGAAAGAUCUAGGGGUUUUUUUUUUGGUCACUAAGAAGUCCUUUUCAGUUAGCAGGAAUCUAUUUUCUCCUUUGUAGUCUCAUUGUUACUGAAACAUAUUUGGCACUUGACGCUUUUUUGUUCUUUUUUUUCAAAAUCCUUAUGGGAAUUUUAUGGUACUUUCAAGCAGGAAAAAAAAAAAACCAACCACAAACAAGCCUUUCAGAUGUCACUGACCGUUUUAGAUGUGUCGCAUACAACUUGAAAAUGCCAUUGAAAUCCAUCACACUUUCACUUCUUUUUGUCCACCAUUUCAUCCAACCUGACGAGAACGCAGCACACCAAAGAGACAGGAUUACUGCAAGCCAAAGAUAUUUGUAACUUGCCUUUUUCUUUUCACCAUCAUUAGCGUGGUCGUCGUUUUUGAGAUCAGAAAGCCUCACAAACAACACGAACAGUUUGUAAAUCUCUCAUGGUCGUUUGCUGCACCAGAAAGUGAACGCUGACCAAAACACGUGCGCAAAGUCCCGAGCGGCGCGGCCACUCCGAGUGCGUCCUUACCAGUGAAUGGCCCCUGUGAAAGCAAGCCAAACGCUGUAAUGCUUCGUUAGAGACACUUGUGACUUUUUUUAUGUACUACUUAAUCGAAACCAAAGAAACGUUUUCUGCACCUACUUCUUCUGCAACAAACUGUUCCAUUUAAUGAAUAAAAGGAUGGGGAAAAAAAGAAAUAAAAAAAUUAAAAAAAAACCAAAAAAACAAAAAACAAAACAAAACAACCAACCAAGGAAGCACGUCAGGAAGCAAACAAGUGACACACUGUGUUUUGACAGACAUGUGGGACAUUUUAGGAAGCAGAUUUCAAAGAAAGGGUUGACAAGAACAAAAACAAAGUAAAGCCGGUAUGAUUGCUGCUUCAUUUGACAACUCAGUCAUCUUAAAGUUGAAGAUUGUCUUUAAUUUGUGCCUAUGCAGUUUUUUUCAAAAGAACAAGGAACAGGGCAACCAAAACCUCAACAGCUACAAUACCAAAGAUGAGGAUUCUCACAACUGUUAUUUCAGUUCAUUAUCUCUUCUUGCACGACUAAGAUGUGUAUAGCACCAUUGAUCUGUGGAAAGGUAAUCAAUUCUGUUUCUUUGAGCAACUAAAUGGGUGAGUUCAUUUAUGUUUUUCCUGUGUCUACCCCACGUGGAAUCUCUCCGGGAGUUGCACGGACUCCAAGAGUAAGAUGUUGGGAUACUAAACUGGGAUGUACGAACAACAUUUCGGUUGGAUAGUACUUGUUCUAUCAGGUCUCUUGUGUGCUUGGAUCUUCUGUAUGUGAAACCAGUUGAAUAGCCUAUACCCCCUUUCUCACGCCCAGGGAUAAAACUUGCGAUGUAUGUACCAAAUUAUUUGCUUUUAAGUACUGAGCACCGUUACAGUCCCGCUCACUAUGGUCAGAACCUUAUCUGAUCUGUAACUGAGGUUUCAGCAGUUCACAUGGCAAUUUGGUAAUUUGUCUGGACGUGUUCUGUUCCUUGGUCAAAGGCACAGUGAUCCGAAUCAUGACAUGCAGACCUAGAUUCAAACUGGGGAGCAGAGCGAUGCCCCAUGUAUCAUUCUGCUCCAUCCCAACAUUUAAAUGAAAGCUUCUUUUUAACUUCUGUGCAAAACUACCACAGUCAUUUUCCAUAAUUUACAUUAAAUAUAUAUACAUAUAUCUAUUAAAAAUUUAAAAGCCUUGUCUGCCCAGGACAGGAGGGUUUUCUGAAAAGUAAGUUCAGGAUCCUCACGACAACCAAGCUGACGGCACGUCCCAGCUCUGGAAAUCAAAACUUCUUCAAAAGUGGAUUUCCCAGGCUGAUCAAACAUGGUUACAAACCAAUCCAAGGAGCCUCCUAAUCAGCCGUGGUGUGAAGCUGAAACAAACAGUUCAGGUCUGGGAGCUGUGCACCGAUGCUGCUGGGUGCUGAGAUGCUGUGGUUGUAUUCUACGUUCACCUUUGCCCACAUCUAACAUGCAUACCAAUCUCUACAUGCACAUCCUGAGCGUGGCAUUGACCUCAAGGGAAAUUUCUCAUUCUGAAAGUGUUCUACUGCAUUUCAUAGCAGUGUUAUGCAGUGCUGUUUUUGGGGUUACUCUUCUCAUUCCAUUCCAUAAUGCCUUUGUAACUACCCAAAGAAUGGACGCCACCAUUGGUAGAAACCGAGAACACCAUUUCCAACCUUCCCUUACCUCAUUGCAAUCACAAGGCAAAAAGGUGUGUUUCCGACCAGAGAGGAGCGUGCUUAGCAGUUGGUGUCCCUGCCACAGACAAAAGAACCUGUAGGUCACCUCCAGGGAGCGGGGGCACGCCCAGGCUGACAGCUUUGCCUCCUGCAUCCCACACACUGCAGAGGGAAAGAGGAGCAUAACUCAUGGUGUUUAUGAGCAAAAACCUUUUUAUACCUGUUCAGAGUUCAUCCAAGAGCUUUGAUGAAGUGCAGAUCAAAUAGCACUUAUAAAAGAAUGUAUCUCCAAUGAAAUAAUUAAUUUUCCUCAAAUUGUGGAAGUCCUUAUUAUGCAAUUUUAUGGCUUAAAUUCUUGCCUUCAUCUUUCAAAUGUUGAUACUGGAAACAACGUAGGUAAGCUGAAGGAGUGGCACUGAGGAUGACAUCACUGUCCAUUCAACAGUAUUUGGUUAGCAGAACACGUGAGCCUUCUCUGCACUGGUGAUUGCAGGUAUAACAGUGCCCAUGUUUCCAUCAUACUUGUCAAAAUUCACUUUCAUCUGAAAAUACUGCUGCAUUUUUUAUCCCUGCUUCUUUCAUGGCCCUAUGUUACGUCUUCCAUUUCACCCUCAACUACUCCAGGCUUCUAUGUAGCAGCUGACUCAGAAUAGGAGUAUCAAUAGCAUAUACUGUGGGUAGAUAUAUUUGUAUGUACACACAUGAACAAAAUAUAGAGUAUAUAUUUACUAUAUAUAUGUAUACUCUGAUACAUAUACUGUAAUAUAUACUAUAUUCUGUUCAUACUAGAAAACCUCAAAUAGAUAUGUUAUGUUUAUAUACCAUAUAUUUAUAAAUCUGUAUAGCUGUGUAAUGUAACUCGUUCCUUUUAUUUAUUCUAAUAUGAGAGACUAUUAUCUAAGGACAGUAUCCCAGCAUCUUCCUUGCCGUGCGCUUGGAGUUACUAUCAUGGGCACAUCCAAGAUGAAUUCAACUUUCAAGAAACCUUGGAUAUUGUUAAAUCAUCUGUGAAGGAAGAAAGAAUGUGCUUGAUUACUUCGGUUGAAUAGCUUUAUUCUGGAUCUCUCUUAACUAAAGCUAAAUCCAAAGACCUGUGAAGGACUCAACCAGCAAACUACUCUCAAUCCUGCAUUCAAGGGAAUAGGGACUGCCUUUUCCAAAACAAAACAUGGUACUGACAUGGUAUUGGAAAGAGUGUGCUAGCUUUGGGAAAAAAAACAAAACAAAACAAAACAAAACAAUGCUUUUCUUGCUUGUCAUGAUACCUACGGAUUUUUAAGACAUGGGGAAAGUUUAUACUUGGCCUCCUUUAUAUUUAUUAAGGGGAUUUUUUUUCCCUUUCUUUUUAAAUGGAAAGCUUAAAAUCGUUUUUUUUUUUUUUUUUCCUGACAGUUGUAGGUUUUAACCUAAUAUAUUCUCUACCAAUGAUGUAAUUUAUUUAAUUAAGUUUUAGAGUAGGUAGAAAUACCUGUUCAGUCCAAAUCCCACCUUUUUUCAUUUUGUCUUUAAAGUUCAAUGGGAGUCUUGCCUGAAAACAGGAUCAGGGUCAGGUGUUAGUUGUUUGUAACUAUUUAAUUCAGCCAUUUGGGGAUUUGGGUUACUUUUCCUUAUUUAUUCAUUUUACUGUUGUAGUGCAUCAGAGAUGCCAGCCUAUGUUAGUAGCUACACUUAAAAGUUAGCUUAGCUUCCUAAAGCAGCCAAGUUCUGUUACAGGCAGGAGGAAGUUUACGAGUUACAUAAAGCAUGAGUCUAAAUCUAGAUUCUUCUUUUAAUUGAUUUUAAUCAUUAAAUAUCAAAAUUUAAAUUAUUUGAAUUGAUCUUAUCUGAUUAGAAAAUGUGAUGUACCUUUAUUAUGGCACACAAAGCCUUCAUAAUAUAAUUUAUUUAUUUAAGUUAUUCAUCAUUGUCCCAGGAUGCCCUUUUUUAGUUUUUAGGGUUUUUUUUUAUUUUGAAUUACUUUUGAAUUACUUUUAAAGCACUACAGAUAAUUUCCUGUCCAAAAACGGAGCAAAUUAUGUGGACAAGCAAUGAAUAUUCAACCUAAAACCGUGCAUUCAGAAACAACAGGAAAAAGAGACACUGAGAUACUUUGCCUGAACUUUGUGGCUUCUUAAAACUUAAGCUGGGGGAAAAAUAAUCCAUGCCAAGCAAAAAGAGAGAAACCCUUAACCUAGCUGCUUCCAAGAAUGAACUUCUGUGUGUGUAAAAAAGAGAAAAAAGAAAAAAAAGGGAAAAAAGAAAAAAAGAAAAAACCUUUCUAUUUCUAGUGAGAACCAAAGAGGCUACCUCACUGACUUUUUCCAUUUGUAAUUUUAAUCGUGUUGAUGAUACCAAAGAUACCAAAGAUUUCUUUCUCUGUGCGGUCUGCAUUUUGCUUGUGCUCUUUUAUAGUUUUAACUUUUCUCUCCUACUUACAGUAAUGUACAGCUGCAACUUAGAUACCCCAAAGAAAUACUUCUGGUGGAAGCUGCUAAUUCUGAAGACAGCAUUUUCUUUGUUUUCCUUAUGCCCUUCUGACAGGCAAAAAAGUCCAAGAUCAUCACCCCCUGCACCCCACCAGAGCCAGUGGCUGGAGCACUUGUGUUGAGCCAGGGGUGGAUCUGGGCGGCAUUUCCAGCCCAGCCCUUGGUGAAAGGCUGCAGGCUGCUGCGUGGAUAAAGGGGUGGGAUUCCUCUACUGAGUCCAGGCAGAGAAAAUAAGCAUCAAGUCCCAUGCUCAAACAAAGCCCUGGGCACAGGGAAGAAAAGGUCUUGUCCAUUCUUUGACAGUCUGUAGAUGCCAGCAGCAGGCAAGGGGAAUGAUGAGGGAAAGCGUUCAUGCAGCUGUGGUGAGGCAGAGCCCAUCACCCUGUUUCACCCCAUGUCAACCUGUGUCACCUUGUGUCACCCCAUGUAUCCCCAUGUCAGCCCAUGUCACCCCUGUCACACCAUAUUGGGAUCCAUUACGGAGAUGGAGGGAGAACCUCAUGAGCCCUCUUUUCUUGACACUUUUCUUAUAUGUUCAUACUCCCUCUUGAGAGCUGACUGAGUUAAUCAAGCUUGUAAAGAAAUGCUCAAAUUCUUUUAAAAUCAGUACGGUUAAGUAUUUGCUGAAGUCUUUUUCUGGAUCAGGUUGUGUAAGGAGAUGCAGUAUCACCCAACUUUAUACCUUGUGUCUGCUCUUCUAGUGAGCAUUGUAUAUGUCCUUCACUCAGCCUGGAACACAUUUUUGCCAUGCUUAAACCAUUGUUUUUUACAUAAUGCAGUGUGGUUCUUUGCCAGUUUGAAGUAACAUUUCAAAGAAACUAACACAUAAAUGCAGUUGGCUCUGUUUUCCCAGUUUCAACAGGACUAAUUAAUUUCUUCACCUUUCAAUAAGCUAUCAAGAUGAUAUAUCCCCGUGCCACCCCAUGGUGCCCUGUGUCACCCCAUGUCACCCCAUGUCAUCCUGUGUCACUCUGCCUGGCUGCUGGGGGAAUGAUGCCUGCCAGGUAUGGACCACUUUGGUUCCACACCAGGGGAGCUGUACCCCAGGAUGGGCACUGGGCUUCUAGGAGCCCUGCAGGCAAGGGACAUGGCAGCGGCUGCUCAAUCCUGAUAUUUCUUUGUUGUUGUUUACAAUUUCCAUAUGAAAAUCAAGUAAUUGUUUUUCUCAAGUUAGCCAUGAAACAAAUCUCAUGAAGCUCAAUUCAUAUCCUGUUCCUAGGUGAUUACUUAAAGUUAGCUGCUUGGGGAAUAAUUGUUGCCCAUUCCUUUUUGUUCCUUGUAUCCUGUUCAUAGGACUGCAUGCAGCGCUCUGGGGAGCCAGGCCCACCUCAUCCAUCACUUGUACCCUCAUGCAGCCCCCACCACUUCCUGCUGCUGGCAGAGCCCACACCCCAGUGAGAGACAGAGGAAGGGCUGCAUGGGCUGGCAGAUAGGGUGGGGAGAGGAACCCUUGCCCAGAUCUCAGGCUGGGCCCUGCCCUGAGGUGUGCAUGCCACACUAGGCUGCAGUGGGCUGCAGUAGGCCACACUAGGACAUGCUAGGCCACAGUAGGCUGCAGUAGGCCACACUAGGCCGCACUAGGCCACACUAGGCUGCAGUGGGCUGUAGUAGGCCACACUAGGCUGCAGUUGGCUGUAGUAGGCCACACUAGGCCACGCUAGGCCAUGCUAGGCCACAGUGGGUUGCAGUAGGCCACACUAGGCCGCAGUAGGCCACACUAGGCCGCAUUAGGCCGCAGGGGAUCUGGCCUCCCAUUGUGGAUCCACAGCAACAAGGUGCCAAUGGCUCAACACAAGCUCCACUUUCAUUAAAUGUUGUCUUUUAUUUUGUAUUUCACCUUCAAGUCUAUGGGAAAAUAGAGGGACUUGUCAAGUGUGCUUUUUAUAUCUCUGUGUAUUCCUUCAGUAGAAAGCUAUAACAGUUCUCAGGAUGCCUUCCCAGUGCAGAGGAGCCACUGGUCCUGUGUGAGGUGACUCCUCCACACCGUGCCCUCUUGCCAUGCCCUGUACAGAAGGGUUGGGGAUCGGAUGGACAUAGAAGAUGCUCAGAGUUGGCAGGUUCCUCUUAACAGUAACUGCGUUUCUUACCAGACACAUGCUUUACUUGGAAAGUGUAACAUUACCACGGGACGAGUGCCUUGCUUGAACCAAAGCAACGAUUUUGCCAGUUUAGACCUCUCUGUGCUUUUUUUUUUAAUUCUUCCUGUGAAUACCUCAGCUUCAACUGGGCCGCCAUAUCGUUCCUGGUGGGCUUAUUGUACUGUGGUGCUUUGCAAUGCAACUCUGCAAAGAACAACUUGUAAUAAUACCAAAGGAUCUUUUCCUCUCCCAAUUCUCCCCCUUCCCUUCCCUUCCCUUCCCUUCCCUUCCCUUCCCUUCCCUUCCCUUCCCUUCCCUUCCCUUCCCUUCCCUUCCCUUCCCUUCCCUUCCCUUCCCUUCCCUUCCCUUCCCUUCCCUUCCCUUCCCUUCCCUUCCCUUCCCUUCCCUUCCCUUCCCUUCCCUUCCCUUCCCUUCCCUUCCCUUCCCUUCCCUUCCCUUCCCUUCCCUUCCCUUCCCUUCCCUUCCCUUCCCUUCCCUUCCCUUCCCUUCCCUUCCCUUCCCUUCCCUUCCCUUCCCUCCCCUCCCCUCCCCUCCCCUCCCCUCCCCUCUCCUCCCUCUUCCCUUUCCAUUUUCCUUUCCCCAUCCCCACCCCCCUCCCCAUCUCUUUCUCCUUCCCGUUCUGCUCUCCUCUUUUCUAUUUCUUCAUGGUUCCAAAGCUUUAAUAUAAACCUGGGCAUGUUGGCAACGCAGACCGUGCAAUCCCUUACCGAAUUUUCUCAGAUAUACCUCAUAGAUAAUAGUUGUUUAGAGUAAUGUUAUUAUAGCGUAUGUAAUAAAUUAUUCACUGUUUCUUUUUGGUAACUGUGAUCUAAAAAAAAAAAAAAACCCACAAAAAAAAAAAAAGCUUUAUACGUUUUAGGUUGUGCUUUUGUAAUAGACAAAAAAGGUGCGCUUAAAAAUGUAUGUCAGUCUUUCUUCCCGUUGAAAUUUUUUUUUUGUGUUUGUUAAUUAUGGAUUGAGGAAAAGUUGCAGAAUGAGCCCAAAGUUUACAGUUUCAUAUUUUGCUGAAGAAACAAUCUGUGUUAAUUUGCUCUGUUGAAAAAAAAGAAAAAAAAAAAAGAAAAAAAAUUAUUUUCUACAUUUGUGCUACUUGGUCUGAACCGCAAAUUGUUCUGUGUUACCGUGUAAUUUUAUAAUUAGCAACUGCCAAUCAGUGCUAUCAUUUUUAUGCAUGAGACAAAAACUUCUUAGCAAUGUGAUGCAUCGUGGUUCUUAAUGGCAACUUCUUUUCUUAAAUUUGAAAAUAGAUCUUUUGGUUUAAUGGUAUUUAUUUAUGCAUGGGAGCCUGUUAUCUGUUAGCAGUUGUGGAGCAGUCGUGUAUACAUUUAAACUGCAAAAACGUGCACAGUUUUGCCUCGUACAAUGAAGUACCGAUAAAUACCAAUAUCUAGAUCUGAGCUACUUGUGUUUGGAAUGCGACCAACUCAAACUGAACCCAAGUUAAAUCAAUUGUUAUUUGAGGAGAAUCUGACCAUCCGGCAGUUUUGCCCAGCCAAUUUAUAAGGCAGUCAUUAGAAAACACAUUGCACUGACAGCGGAGCCAGCUGUGCAUCUUCUCUAGAAAAAAAGCAGUUCCUUUGGCUUUAUGGCCAUGCCAAGGCUAGCUGUGGGCUUCCCGUGGGUACUGUUGCUCCCAUUGGGCUCCCACUGCCACCUCCCUUGGUCAGCAUUGGUCACAGUGCUCUGUGCCCACUUAAGCCACCAUUCCUGCCAUUGGUGAGUGUUGCUCUUGAGAGUUCCUGCUUUAAGAGAUUUACCGUCCAUUACAUCCGGGUCCAGACUUUCAUGACCCUAAAUCACCAAUGGCACUAAGCAUAAAGCCAAACCAGCUCCUGAGUACACUUUACUUUGCAUAGAAGAGUGCAACUUAGGGAAUAGGAAGUACGAAAGUCGCAGUCUUCUAAUGAGACAUCUGGAGUUAACGUCUGUAGGGUGUUUAUAUUAUCUGUCAUUAAGGGUAUAUUAGAGAUGUGCUUUCAUUAGUGCAAAGAAACAUAUUUUUAUUUGGCCUUAUAAAGUAGACUGUGAUAAUGAAAGCUUUGUAUUAUAGUCUGUUUAUUUUUUUUUCUUAUUUAUCUGCCAAAGACAGUAAUGGAUACAAGAAUUUUAGACAGGACUUUUUUUUUUUUUUCUUUUCUUUCUUUUCUUUUUUUUUUUCCGUAAGACAGUUAAUGAUUGUAAUAGUGCUUAAUCUUCUAAAAAGCUUUAUAUGUUCUUCCGCAAUAAGCAGAAUCAGUGUUAGUUUCUGUAAACCCACCCCACGUUACCAGACCCUAUAGACUCACACACAGCACAGUGUUUGCACUGCUCCAUGUUAAUUCUUGUGCAUUGUUCAGUCCGGAGUAACGAGGGCUGUGUGAGACAAUGGCAGUGGGCGCUGCUGUGCUCAGCAGUACGCAGUCCAGCUUACCAAAAUUUUCCAAGGUACUUGUAUUACGAAAUUCAAGGUAUAUUUUGUUAUGCCAUUUUAUGUCCUUUUUUAACUUUGUGGAAGGUGAUAUGUUGAACUGAGUGUAAGCUGAGUUUUUCAGACAAAUAAAGUAGCUAAAGAGUGAAUGUUAUUUUAUCAUUAAAGGGUUUUUACUCAAUGAUUUGUGCCAAUAGAUGUCCUUUAUCCUAAUGACAAGUACUACACUGUUUUAAGAUUUUUAUUUAUAGCUAUUGAUGUAAAACCCACACACCCAUAUUAUUUGCCAAAGUUCAAUAAAAGAGGAAAACAA